Brienomyrus brachyistius is the source of this 6381-nucleotide messenger RNA. It is a transcript of the gene strn, whose product is annotated as striatin, calmodulin binding protein. Gene Ontology annotation, molecular function: calmodulin binding; protein-containing complex binding; armadillo repeat domain binding. The record is from RefSeq and is a predicted model, not a curated record. Lineage: Eukaryota; Metazoa; Chordata; Actinopteri; Osteoglossiformes; Mormyridae. Gene Ontology annotation, cellular component: dendrite.
CGGCGGCGGCUUUGACGUCACUGAGUGACAGCUAGCUGUCAGAGUGAGUCGCCCCCACCGCCAGCGGCAGCUCCGGUCCCCAGGCAGAGAGCUCGUCAUUUUCUCCUGUUUAGUUCAGUCACACAGACGGAGAGCGGACUCGGUGGCGGUGGAGAGACCCGUCCGACUGAUCAGUCGUGCCAGCUCUCCGUGAACCGGUCCUGGACAUGGACGAGCAGGCUGGGCCCGGCGUCUUUUUUAACGCCAACAACAGCUCGGUACUGCCCGGCGGCGUGAAAGGAGCCCAGCCCGGCGAAGGCGGCCCCGGAGCAGGCGGAGGAGAGGCGGCCAGGGCACAGUACAGCAUCCCGGGGAUCCUGCACUUCCUGCAGCACGAAUGGGCCCGGUUCGAGGUGGAGAGGGCGCAGUGGGACGCGGAGCGGGCCGAGCUGCAGGCUCAGAUCGCCUUCCUGCAGGGGGAGCGGAAGGGCCAGGAGAACCUGAAGAAGGACUUGGUGAGGAGGAUCAAGAUGCUGGAGUACGCCCUCAAGCAGGAACGGGCCAAGUUCCACAAAUUAAAGUAUGGCACAGAGCUCAACCAAGGAGAGAUCAAGCCCCCCAGCUACGACUCGGAUGACGGGAACGAGAAUGAGAACGACAUCCAGGGUCCACAGAACAGUCAACUGACCUGGAAGCAAGGACGACAGCUUCUGCGGCAGUACCUACAGGAAGUCGGAUACACAGACACGAUCCUGGAUGUCAAGUCUCAGCGGGUGAAGGUGUUGCUGGGCCUGGCCGGAGACGAGGGGGAGCGAGCGGCCGAGCGCAGCCCAGAAGCCAUGGUCAACGGCAGCGAGCCAGCUCUCAAGGGUGGCAUGGCGAUCGGGAAGCCCGACCUGUCAGACUCUGCAUCUGUGCUGGAGGCGUUCAAGUUCAUCGAGAGUGCUGCGGCUGAGUUCAGCGACGAGGAUGAGGACGAUGACAGUGAGGGGAGGGACAAGACCAUCAUCGACUCCUCUACGAUUGUGCGGAAGAAAGCGCCCUCCUCGCCGUCGUCCUCGGACAUCAGUGAUGACCCCGACACCGAGGAGGCCCUGAAGGGCUUUGACUUCCUGACCAGCCCCGACGAACUGGACGGCUCGCCAGAGUCCAGGAGUGCCGGAGAUGGGACCGACUGGGAGAAGGAAGAACAGUGUCCCAUGUCGGAGGCCUGGGAUGUGGACCAGGGCCUGAUAACCAAACUCAAGGAGCAGUACAGAAAAGAGCGCAAGGGCAAGAAGGGGGUGAAGAGGCCGAAUCGCUGCAAACUGCAGGACAUGCUAGCAAACCUGCGGGAGGCCGAGGAAUUGCCCCCUGCCCAGCCGUCGGCCGCCCCACCCGCGCGGCCCAGCAUGGUCCGCCCCGGCGAACAUGAGGCUGGCCGUGCCGACGAGGUGGAAGCCAUGACGUUCCCCCCCACGUCCGGGAAGUCGUUCAUCAUGGGCGCAGGCGAGGCGAUGGAGAACGAGCUGGGCCUGGGGGAACUGGCAGGCCUGACGGUGGCCAAUGAGGCGGAUAACCUGACCUACGACAUUGGCAAUAACAAAGACGCCCUGAGGAAGACGUGGAACCCCAAGUUCACGCUGCGCAGCCACUUCGACGCCAUCCGCGGCCUGGCCUUCCACCCGGCUGAACCCGUGCUCGUCACGGCCUCGGAGGACCACACUCUCAAGAUGUGGAACCUACAGAAGACCGCCCCCGCCAAGAAGAGCACGGCUUUGGAUGUGGAGCCUAUUUAUACCUUCAGGGCACACCGAGGCUCAGUGCUGUGCGUGGUGAUGAGCACCUCGGGGGACCAGUGCUUCAGUGGGGGUGUGGACGGCACCAUCCAGAGCUGGAACACCCCCAACCCCAACAUCGAUCCCUACGACUCCUACGAGCCCAGCGUCCUGCGGGGGGCGCUGUGUGGCCACACUGACGCCGUCUGGGGCCUGGUGUACAGCUCGGCUCACCAGCGCCUGCUGUCCUGCUCGGCCGACGGCACGGUGCGGCUGUGGGACGCCAGCGACACCUCGCCCGCCCUGGCCAUCUUCAAUGAGAAUGGGGAGCUUGGCAUCCCCUCCUCAGUGGACCUUGUAUGCAGCGAGCCCGCCUACAUGGUGACCUCAUUCAACAGCGGCCGCACGGGGCUCUUCAACAUGGAGACGCGGCAGCUGGUUCUCAGCCUGGAGUCCGUCGGAGAGCCAGGCACUCCCAGUCAGAUUAACAAAGUGCUGAGUCACCCCACCCUCCCCAUCUCCAUCACAGCCCAGGAGGAUCGGCACAUAAAGUUCUUUGACAACAACACAGGAAAACUGAUCCAUUCCAUGGUCGCCCACCUCGACGCAGUCACUAGCUUGGCUGUGGACCCCAACGGGCUGUACCUGAUGUCUGGCAGCCAUGACUGCUCCAUCCGCCUGUGGAACCUGGAGAGCAAGACGUGCAUCCAGGAGUUCACUGCCCACCGCAAGAAGUUCGACGAGUCGAUCCACGACGUGGCGUUCCACCCGACCAAGUGCUACAUUGCCAGCGCCGGAGCCGACGCCCUGGCCAAAGUCUUCGUAUGACACGUCGAACCACCCGCCCUACCGCCCCGCGGACUCAUGGGGGCAGCAAUGAGGCAUGCUUUAGUUGGGGUCACCCCCCCUGCCCCCGUUGUAAUCCCUACCUGUGGGUUCUCCUCCACCCUUGCCCCAUCCGAUAGCACCAGUGGGGUUAGCGGUCGGGGCGAGAGGGGGGUCUGCCAGUUAGCUCCUGCGUCAGAGCAUGAUAACAGUGGGGAGCCAUAAAGUGGGAAGGAUGUUCCAGUGUGGCUCUCCAACCCCCCACCCCCUCCCUUCCCGCCAGGCAUCCAGGCAGGCCUUGGGUGCGGCGGGCCCCGUAUCUGUUCAGCCAGGAGGCCAACGGCCACCAUCGCUGGCGGGGCGGGCCGGGGCACCUCUGUUCUUUCUGUGGUUCCCACAGGCGAGGUGACAAGGUGGACAUUUCCGGAAGCUCGGGCAUGUCACCUCACCAUUGGAGAAUCUCACCACGGAGCUGAGCAGCCCUCCUCUUAAAGAGAGCAUGGCGUCGAGGCUGGCGACCCAGGAGGAGUAUGCCGAUUGGCCACCGUAGAAGCUCCUCCCAUCCCCCCCCCCCCCCCCAAUCCGCCGUGCAUUUAAUCCUCAACGUCUAUAGAACAGGUGCCUUUGCUUCAAAGAGAAGUCUUGAAAAUGUUCUUCUACUUGGUUUUCUUCUUCAGCAGGGAGAGGGUGACUUACGCCAGUGUCAGUUUUUAACUUAGUACAGGAUGUACAAUUUAAAUAACUGUAAUAAACAAAAAGAUGUAUAUUCCAUCAUAAUCGUAAUGUGGCUUUUUGCUUUGUUGGGAGAGUAGAGAAGGGCAGGUGAUCAUGGGUUUAGAGCACCCAGAAUGUCCUGCUAUGUCUGUAGUACCAAGACUGGACCUGGUUCACAGUACUGUCAUGUUUGGAAAAGGCCUUGAACAGAUUCCCACUGUAACUCUGUUCAGACUUGAAGUGAGGUCAGAUCAAGGUAGUCUACAUACACACCUUAUUGUUAUGUAGGCCUACUCAACCACAGAUCCUUGUAAAUUCCGCUUUUAUUUUUCUAACUCAAAGAAAAUUUAAGAGACUUUUAUUUAAGAAGUACAGAAAGUAUACAUGGUUUACUCAUUCUACUUUGAAGGACUCUCCCAGCUUCAAGAAUCCUUGUAUUAGAUUAGAUAUUUUUGGAUAUACACGAAAUAUUCCUGUUGUUCUUUAAGAGCCUUUUUUUCUGUAUCUGCUGUUCAAGUGAGAAAAAUAACAUUACAGAGCAAUAUAGCUGACGUUUUAUCACGUGAAAUCAGUGAAAUGCAUCCUGCGUUGGGCGUUUCCUGGACGUGGUGGUACACCAAUCACUACCUUCUCCGCAGCCUGUCUCUCUUUGAUGUUUUGAUUAUAAAUACAUUUAAGGUCGAUGAAGUGUGUAGACCAAAAUCUUAGGGUUGUUUUGCCAGUGUCGUGAUAUAUUAAGAAAACUAAUUACAUGAAAUCAAGUGAGACACGUACCCCUUCGUUUUUUUAUACAGGCUGGAUCCGUUACGGGGUGGGGGCUUCUGUCAGAAUCAUUUGAAUGUGAUUUCCUGAUCGUUUGAGCCAGGAAACGCCCUUUUCCCCUGCUCUCUGACAAACUGCAUUUAAAAUAGCAUGCAGUGAAACGCUCUUUUGUUUACCUUUAGUUGUUUUUUUUUUUUUCGUUGUAUAUUUAUUUUAUCAUCUCUGUACUAAUUUCAACCAAAACUUUAGACGCAGCAGGUUAAAUGUGCGGUAACGUGUGAACGAGGGGCCGUGUUUGUCAGGUAACUAAGGGUGUCUCUGGCAUGGGGCUGUGAUUCUGACCCUCAAACUCCACUGGGAGUUCGAAUGCCAAACGAAACCUGUACUGAACAUACUUUGCGCAGAUUCCUGCUCCUAUGCUAAGGUGUCAUUGUCAUAAUGUGACAAUGUGUAUAUAAGAACUGGGCACAAGUAACGUUUGUCUGUUUGAUGUCUGAGCGGUGUAGGAGGGAGAGAUGUGUGAUUAGAUAAAAACUGGUUUAUUUUAAAGAUUUUUUUUGUUUUUUUUUUUUCCUCUACAAUUACUUGAAAACAAAGUGAAUCUUUCGGAUGAUUGUUGUGUAGUCAUUGAUUGUAUUGGUGUGUAUGGUUGAGUUUGUCGUUCUUCCAAUGAUUAAUAUGCCUCCAGAAAAGACAAAAGACAUAGUGACACAAACUAAAACAAAAGAUCUUUCAUUCCGGGUCAUUUUGGUCUGUACAGUUUGCAGCUCACCACGAUCGACAGGGAUUUCGCUGUUUACCAAAUGUUGUGGUUUCUAAUCGAGAUGUUCCUAUCGCCAGGGAUAGUGGGGAAAUCAUUGGGUAUAUGUAUCUGUUUGCAUAGUACAGAAAAAAUAUUUUCCACGGUGUUUUGGUGCAUCAGUUAUUAAUUUUAGAACUGUAAAGAUUAAAAUCUGAAAAAAAUAUUUAGUUUUAAAGUAUUAAAGAUCUAUUUAUAAAUAUACAAUAUAUAUGGAAAUGCAUAAAGUGACGUGAAAUGGAAUCAGUUUGGUGUGCUUCUCGUGGUAAUCAUGUCGUCUUGUUCAAUACCAUGCUGUCAGCUCAGGGGAGGGCAGAGCUCCCCCUGCUGAUCGGAGACAGAAAAGGACUGAAUGACAGCACUGAGGCCCCGCCUGAUGUCCCUAGUACGGCAUUAAGAUGCAUGCACAGUGUCGCUUAGCAUUAACCUGUGUGAACGAUCUGAACAUGGCCAGCUGUCGGACACCUAGCUGUCCCAAGAUGGCUGAAUAGCCUCAUGCUCAUUUUUAGUCUUCAGAAAUGUCAACUAACAUAGAAUAACUUGGGGUGACGUGGAGUAUUAAUGUGAGUGAGGUUUUCUUUCUUUCGAAGACGUAAACACAAGUCCGUCACCACCUGGCUCAGUGGCUAAUGCUAACAGAGCUAAAGCAUUCCCCGCCCGCCCCUCUGCCGGUCACAUGUCCGCAGGAUCGCACUGCAUACCUGCCUGCCCCCAACCCACAUCAGGCUUUGAGUAGACGGCCGUCCGCAUGCUCUUCUGAGCACCUCUUGUCAUCCAGGGCACGUCAGAGCAAUGUCCCUCUGAAUCGAGAGACGACGACCGUAAGUAAGCCUGACUCGUAGAUUUUAAUUAGCCAUACUUGUAGAUGCUCGCAUCCCACCUCGGAGCUAUUCCUGCGAGCUCCUGCUGUAGCCUGAGGCAUCCGGCUGUCAUAGGCUGUGCUCGGGCUCAGAGCUCGAGGCUGCAUCUCCAUGCCGAGGCCCCGUGGCGACCCAUCGCGGUGACGUAUCUGCCAUGCAGGCCGGGGGGCUCUGCUGUUGCUCGCCAUUCCCGUUCUCUCCUGAACACUCCAAACCCUGUCAGAUGGUGCAGGGGAGACAGGAGACCCCCAGCAUAAAUAAAUGCCAGAAGGCCCCCACUCUCCUCUAUCCCUGCACAAAGCUAGUCCAUUGAUACCGUUUAACGAUUCUACUGCCCAGAACUGCAGAAAGGUUCUGGGGUGGGCCUGUGGGGUGGGAGGGGUUUGAUUUGGGCUGGGAUCACACAGCGCGAUAGGGCCAAACAGAUGUACAGAUAAUUAGCCCUGCAUAGAGGAAACCGCAGUGGGUUCUGGGAUGCACCAAGUCAGCCUGUACAGUAGCACCAUUGCUGUUUCAAAGUACAGUUGUAUAGAGAAUUCUUAAAGAUGUGUAUUUGAUAAAUAUGCUAAUUUUCCUGUACAGACCUUAUUAUAGUUUAUUCUUUUUUCCAUGUUGUAUUCUCCUUUUCCCAAAUGGGGGAGUGACAGAUUUAUCAAUAACAGUAAUAAAAGAAUGUUGUAUUUCA